AGGUAAUGCGGGUGCCAGCUGUUACCACCAUAUCACUCUUCUCUUCACUCUCUCUCUCUCUCUCUCUCUCUCUCUCUGCUUGCUAUUUUGGGGUUAGGGUUUUCCAUUUCCGAUCACUGCACCACCGUAACCACCGCAACUCUCUCUCUCUCUUCAUCCACGAUCUUAAGCUUGGAGGUAUUGCCUAGUUUGCUGCGUCGCUAUGUGCUGCCAUUUGGCCUAUCACCGGCAGCCACUUGGUUCUCCAGUGUAAAACUCAAUGGUACCAGGGGGCUAGGGCCUAGGAGUUAUGGGCUGCUUUCAGGAUGUUAAUUGUCAUAGAGGUUCUUUGUGCUGUCAGUUAAUUCUAUUUUUCACCUGGCUUCCUACUUUCCUAGAUGUUACAGCACAAGCUGAACCUAGGCGAAUUUCUUCCCUGGUAGAGUUAGCUAAGGAACCUACUUCUGGAGAAUCUGGACUUUUUGACCCCAUAGAAAUAUCGCCUGCUGUCAUACCAAAAUUCCCACAUCCCAGCGAGUCUUUUCCUCCAAUGUAUCCUAUUUUCCCAAGCAAAUAUGAACCAGUUUUAACUGGUAAAUGCCCUGUAAACUUUUCAGAAUCAGAAAUAUCAAAUAUGCUUGAUAAAACAGCAUCUGAUUGCUCUGCACCCUUGGCAUCCCUUGUAGGGAAUGUAAUAUGUUGUCCACAGUUUAGUAGCUUAAUCCACAUCUUCCAGGGUUUUAUUAGCAUGAAAUCCAAUAAUUUGGUUUUGCCAAAUGAAGCCGCUGAUCCUUGUUUUUCUGAUAUCAUUAGUAUCCUAGCUAGUAGAGGGGCAAAUAGUUCGAUCCCCACACUUUGCUCUGUAAAAUCAUCUAAUUUGACAGGCGGAUCAUGUCCUGUGAAGGAUGAUUCUACUUUUGAAAAAAUAGUCAACACAAGUAAAUUACUCGAGGCUUGCAGCACUGUUGAUCAACUUAAAGAGUGUUGUAGACCUAUUUGCCAGCAUGCAAUAACAGAUGCAGCACUUCAGAUUUCUGGAAGACAAAUGAUGAUCAAUAAUAACGAAAAUGUAGCUCAAGAAGUGAAUUAUACUGAUUAUCUCAAUGAUUGUAAAGGUGUGGUCUAUUCAUAUCUUUCCAAGAAACUAUCAUUUGAAGCUGCAAAUACUGCAUUCCGAAUACUAUCUUCUUGCAAAGUCAACAAAGUUUGUCCUUUGACUUUUAAGGAGCCUUCAGAAGUGAUUGCUGCAUGUCGGAAUGUAGCUGCCCCUAGCCCUUCCUGCUGUAGUUCAUUAAACACAUAUAUUGCUGGGAUACAAAAACAAAUGCUAAUUACAAACAAACAGGCUAUAAUAUGUGCGUCACUUUUUGGUUCUAUGUUACGUGUAGGUGGAGUUAUGACAAAUAUUUAUGAGCUUUGUGACGUUGAUUUGAAAGAUUUCAGCAUACAAGCAUAUGGACAACAAGGUUGCCUACUUCGAAGCUUGCCUGCAGAUGUGGUAUUUGACAAUUCAUCAGGCUUUAGCUUUACAUGUGAUUUGAGUGACAACAUUGCUGCGCCCUGGCCUUCAUCGACUUCAAUUACAUCCAUGUCACUCUGUGCACCCGAGAUGUCAUUACCAGCACUACCAACUUCACAGACAUUGAAAAAUAUUGGUUGUAAUUCUGCCGGAGUGGGAUUCCUUGUGAUUAUUUUUUCAUUUUUCAUCUGCAGUACACUAUUGUACUGAAGUGAUUGUAGGAUGAAGAUGUGUGUCGGUUAGGCAUUUCCAAGUGUCUUAGGUGUUGGUUUUGCUUGUAUAUUUUUGAAUGGCCUCAUUGUAUAGCAUCUCAUUUUCCCCUCCUUUUCAUGUGUCUCCUGCUUGUAUAUUCUGAGCAGACCGUUCCUUAGUUAGUGCUCAGUUGAUUUAGGAUCCAAAGUUGUGCUGUGAAGGGUUCAUUGUUUCGAAAUUCUGACAAAAGACAAGCAGAUGCAGGAUUACGUGGAG
Messenger RNA from Lotus japonicus, 1966 nucleotides. RefSeq lists its product as uncharacterized. Lineage: Eukaryota; Viridiplantae; Streptophyta; Magnoliopsida; Fabales; Fabaceae. The record is from RefSeq and is a predicted model, not a curated record. Bases 290 to 1708 code for a protein of 472 amino acids. Gene Ontology annotation, cellular component: plasma membrane. The transcript has 8 exons.